AUGCCCAUUACAAGAGUCAUUGCUGAUGCACUUGCUGUGGUGACAAUUUGUCUUGUUGCUGUUCUGGUCCUUCUGGGUGUAUUUUGCACCUUGUACUUGCUUUACUUCCGCAAUCGGACCCAUAGUCGAGGUCUUGUUUGGCUCAAUGAUUUUAGUGGUCCUUGGAUUAUCAGAAUUGCAUUGAUCUCUUUUGCAAUCUGGUGGGGUGUUUGGGAGAUUAUUAGGUUGAAUCUAUUGAGACGUGAAGGAAGAAUCUUGGAUGCCCUCAACUCGAAAUGGCAGGAAACUAUUUGCAAAUGCUACAUCAUUUCAAACCUGGGGUUUGCAGAACCAUGCCUUUUUCUCACCCUGGUAUUUCUUCUUCGUGCAUCAUUACAGAGGUCUGGGACACUAAGCCGGAAGUGGAAUGCGAGAACAGCCGGUUGUGUAAUUCUUUUUUGUCUCCCGAUGUUCAUUCUUCAGCUCACAGUUAUAUUAAUUGAGCCGAAGUAUAGCAAGAACAGUUACAAGAACAAACUGCCUCCAUAUUUCUUCAACGCAGCUUUUUCUAAGACAAAGGACAAUGACAAUGUUACCAUCUGCACUUACCCUCUGUUUAGUACUAUCAUCCUCGGUCUUUUUGACACUGUCCUGACUACAUACUUGUUCUGGAUCGGCAGGCGAAUUCUUCAUUUGGUCAUCAAUAAGGGUUUGAAGAAGCGAGUGUACACAUUAGUCUUUCCUGUUUCGGUUCUUUUUCUCUUAAGAGUACUUCUUCUUGGUCUAUCGGUCCUAUUUGAGCCAGAAAAUCUUUUGUUUGAUGCCAUUGCAUUUUUGGCUUUUUUCUCUCUUCUAUCUUGUGCGGGGGUUGGUAUCUGUAUACUGGUCUAUCUUCCUGUUGUGGAUUCUUUAGCUGUGAGGAAUCUGCGAAGUGAUGCGGAGGCUAGAUGUAAUGAUGAGUACAACGACGCCAUUUCACUAAUUUCUACUCAUAGCCCUCUUGAAGAAAGUACAAUAAUUGGUCCGAGGAGAAACUCAGGUGACUCUCCAAACCGUGGAUCAAUUUCUUUUCGCACAAUGGAAAAGGAUGAAACUUCCAGAGCUCUUUUUGGAACUUAG
Fraxinus pennsylvanica is the source of this 1098-nucleotide messenger RNA. The record is from the annotation of a GenBank genome assembly. NCBI's taxonomy places the organism in Eukaryota, Viridiplantae, Streptophyta, Magnoliopsida, Lamiales, Oleaceae.